Messenger RNA from Saimiri boliviensis boliviensis (Bolivian squirrel monkey), 5561 nucleotides. It is a transcript of the gene RASEF, whose product is annotated as RAS and EF-hand domain containing. Gene Ontology annotation, molecular function: GTPase activity; GTP binding; calcium ion binding. Lineage: Eukaryota; Metazoa; Chordata; Mammalia; Primates; Cebidae. The record is from RefSeq and is a predicted model, not a curated record.
GAGGGCUGCCGCGGCGCGCGGGCGCACAGUCGCGGGAGGCGCUGCUUCGAGGUGCCCGGAGCCUGAGCGCACCUCACGGCUCGCGGGCCCUGCGCGAACCGGCAUCGAAGGAGCCGUCCGGCCACCCCCGACGUUCCGGCCCCGCCCGGACGUUUCCUCAAGUGGCCAAACCAGCCGGACGAGCCAAACUCGCCGGGCCUCCGGGCGGCAGCAGGUGGCCCCGGACUUCCCGGGAGGGCCGUGCGCCCCGUGGCGCUCCGGAGCCCUCUCGGCCGCCCCCGCCAGGCGGGAUGGAGGCGGACGGGGACCGAGAGGAGCUGGCCCGGCUGCGCUCGGUCUUCGCCGCCUGCGACGCGAACCGCUCGGGACGCCUGGAGCGCGAGGAGUUCGGGGCGCUGUGCGCGGAGCUGCGGGUGCGGCCGGACGACGCCGAGGCCGUAUUCCAGCGGCUGGACGCCGACCGCGACGGCGCCAUCACCUUCCAGGAGUUCGCGCGCGGCUUCCGCGGGGCCCUCCGCGGGGGGCGGCGCCGGGGCUGGGGUCCGCGGGAUCCCGCGCCUGCCGUGGCCGAGGCGGGGCCGGAGACACCGGACAGCGAGGAGGACGAGGGCGGCGAGGACGCGGCGGCGGCGCGGGCCACCUCGUGGGGCCCGGAGAGUCCCGGCCGGGCUUGGCAGGAUUUCCAGGCGCGACUCGGGGAGGAAGCUAAGUUCAUCCCCAGAAAAGAGCAAGUUAGUACCUUGUACCAAAACAUCAACCUUGUGGAGCCGAGACUAAUUCAGCCAUAUGAACAUGUUAUAAAGAACUUCAUCCGCGAAAUCAGACUUCAAAGCACAGAAAUGGAAAAUUUGGCCAUUGCGGUGAAGAGAGCCCAGGACAAGGCAGCUAUGCAGUUGAGUGAGUUGGAAGAGGAAAUGGAUCAGAGGAUUCAGGCUGCGGAACAUAAGACACGGAAAGAUGAAAAACGCAAAGCUGAGGAAGCCCUUAGUGAUCUCAGACGUCAGUAUGAAACGGAAGUAGGAGAUCUGCAGGUGACCAUUAAAAAGCUGAGAAAGCUUGAAGAACAGUCAAAACACAUAAGUCAAAGGGAAGAUGUGGCUGCACUGAAAAAACAAAUUUAUGAUUUAUCAAUGGAAAAUCAGAAAGUUAAGAAAGACCUUUUAGAAGCACAGACAAACAUAGCCUUUCUUCAGAGUGAAUUAGAUGCUUUGAAAAGUGAUUAUGCUGAUCAGAGUCUGAAUACUGAAAGGGAUCUGGAAAUAAUCCGAGAAUACACAGAAGAUCGAAAUAGUCUUGAGAGGCAAAUUGAAAUACUCCAAACAGCUAACCGGAAGCUACAUGACAGUAAUGAUGGCCUUAGAAGUGCCCUUGAAAACAGUUAUAGCAAGUUCAACAGAUCUUUGCGUAUAAAUAAUAUCUCACCAGGGAAUACAAUUUCUAGAAGCAGUCCCAAAUUCACUGGUCAUUCCCCUCAACCUCUAGGCUAUGACAGGUCAUCCCGCUCUUCCUAUGUGGAUGAGGACUGUGACUCCCUGGCCCUCUGUGAUCCUAUGCAGAGGACGAACUGUGAAGUUGACAGCCUACCUGAAAGCUGCUUCGACAGUGGCCUGUCUACCUUGAGAGAUCCCAAUGAGUAUGACUCAGAAGUGGAAUACAAGCACCAGAGGGGAUUUCAGAGGUCACGUGGGGUGCAGGAGAGCUUUGGAGGUGAUGCUUCAGACACAGAUGUUCCUGACAUAAGGGAUGAAGAGACCUAUGGUUCGGAAGGUGUGGCUUCCAUCUUAGACUGGAAGCCCCAAGGAUCUGUUAGUGAAGGCAGCAUUGUUAGUUCAUCAAGGAAGCCCAUCUCAGCACUCUCCCCACAGACAGACCUGAUAGACGACAAUGCUAAAUCUUUUCGCUCACAGAAGGCUUAUAAGAUUGUGCUUGCUGGGGACGCUGCAGUUGGGAAGUCUAGUUUCCUCAUGAGACUUUGCAAGAAUGAAUUUCGGGGAAAUACAAGCGCCACCCUGGGAGUUGAUUUCCAAAUGAAAACCCUCAUUGUGGAUGGAGAGCGAACCGUUCUGCAGCUCUGGGAUACAGCUGGCCAGGAGAGAUUCAGAAGUAUUGCCAAGUCUUACUUCAGAAAGGCAGAUGGUGUUUUGCUGCUAUAUGAUGUUACAUGUGAGAAAAGCUUUCUUAAUGUACGAGAAUGGGUAGAUAUGGUUGAGGAUGCCGCCCAUGAGACUGUUCCCAUCAUGUUGGUAGGAAACAAGGCUGACCUCCGUGACACUGCUGCUGGGGAGGGACAAAAAUGUGUCCCAGGGCACGUUGGAGAGAAACUGGCCAUGACGUAUGGGGCGUUAUUCUGUGAAACAAGUGCCAAAGAUGGUUCUAACAUAGUGGAAGCCGUUCUGCACCUUGCUCGAGAAGUGAAAAAGAGAACUGACAAGGAUGACAGCAAAUCCAUUACCAGUCUGACCGGGACCCAUUCCAAAAAGUCACCACAGAUGAAGAAUUGUUGCAAUGGCUAAAUCCCAAACAUCCUUGGCCUGUGAAGUCUUCAUUUCCAGCAUACUGAAUCUGUGUGACUUGUUUGGCUCUUAAUAGAGUGGUGCAUCCUGCUGACACUGUCCUAUGGAGAGUUGCAGUGCAGGAAACCUGAACCCUGCUCUCGGGUCACUCUGGAACUUUGGCCCUUCUUCGUUGUGUCUCCAUGACUGAAUGGGGCCCUCUGGUUAAAUAGACUAGUCAUGUCCUUACCGGUCUUAAAAGAUAGCACAUAAAUGUGUUUUAAAUGGUUUUAAAAAAGGAAAUCACAUGCUCAGAUCAAAGCUGUAGAGGACACUGGCAUAAUUAGAUUCACGUGGUAGCUGACUUUGUGGGUAACCUAAGACUGCAUUUAAAUAUUUGAUACUAAAGUUCUAGUAAAAGGGAAUUCUCAUCCUAGCUUUUCUGUUCACUGGCCUUGUGAUCUUGGACAUGUUACCAGCCCAUGUCAUAUCUGUUUCUUCACCUAUGAAAUGAGCAGCUUGCCCUCCAAGGCCUUGCAGCCCUCGGUACCUCGCAGAUUCUGUGGGAAGCAGUAGGAAGGAAGAACUGUGGUUAUUCCUGCUUUCUUAAUAUUGGAAUAUUGAUUUUUCUCACUUCUGAAUUAAGGACAGAAUUUAAUAGUGAAAAACAUGAAAACAGAAACUUCUUAUGUAUAAAGAAACAUGUUUGAGACAAAAAUAGUUGUAUAUAAAAGAGGGUAUUUCAUAAUCUCAGAAUACUUAUAAAGCCCAUUGUUUAAAUUUGGUGUGAAAAAUUCUAAUGAAAACAUGUAAAGCCACAUACUACUGAAAGCACAAUGCCCAGGAAAGUUGUCACUCUUCACUAAGAAAAAAAAAAAAAUCAAUGAUGGAGUAGUUGCCAGAGGCUGAGAAUGGGAGGAGAAGGAGUGACUGCUAAAGGGUUUGUGGUUUCUUUGGGGGAUGAUGAAAAUGUUCUGGAAUUGGAAUCAUGAUAAUAGUUAGGUAACUGUUUGAAUAUACUAAGAACCCUGAAUUGUGUUCUUUGAAAGGGUGAAUUUUAUGGUGUGAAUGAUCUCACUAAAAAAGUAUACUAGUACUUAGAGUGAUUUAACAUUUCGCAAAAUGAAAAUAUCUAUCCCUGCUGAUUUCAAAGCGUCCCAUGGUUUAGAAGCAUCACCUGUAACAUGUAAUGCAAGUCCCCUUAACUCUCGAGUUGCUAACAUUAACUUCCUUCAGUAAUAAUCAAUGAAAGAAAUACUAUGCGUGAUUGGAAAUAAUGUCUUUAAAAGAGGAAUUGACAUCAGCAAAGGUGAGUCAGGGUCCUUUGUGUAAGUGACUGGUGGCUCAUCAUCACUAAUGACCUGCUUGGGCUUGCUCUUCUUCCAGAACCUGCAUUGCUUCCCAGACUUCCCCACUGAAAUGUCUCUAAGAGCCAAAGGAGUCAAGGGUGGGACUGCAGCAGAAGAUUCUAAUUUAUCUUGCUUCAUAUAGGUCCAGGCCCCAAGUAGCUUGCUGAAGGAACUUAUUUAUUGUACUAUAUAAGCUAAAAACAUUUGUUUUUGUUGAACUAAAACAAUUCCAUGUAGCAAUCAUUUUUCUGUUUAUGGUGUUUGUGAUAGAACCUUAAAUUCCGCAAGCUUCAGUUUUUUAAAAAAUGGGCAUUACUCGAGGUACUACAUGCAAAGAUUAUAAAUAGCUACAUCAUCAUUUAACUUUUAUAAACAUGGCUUCUCUCUAUUGAAGACAUCUGAUAUUUUUGCUGGAAAGUUGGAUCUAUCCACAGUAACUCUACCAUGAAUUCCCGUUUCUUGGUUCCAGAAAAAGAAAAGAUUACAUUUCUAAUCAUAAAGAAUGCCUGUUUAUGGGAAAUAUUUCAGAAUAAGCGGAGUAUUAUGUGGCUUGGUGAAACAGAAGUUUUGCCUUGGCUGUUUGCCUUAGUGGCAUCUUUUGAUGAGAUGGGUGAGAUUGGGUCUGAAAUAUAUGUGCUGAUAUAUGGGACACAUGUUUAGGUUUUGGUGCAGUUGCACAAAACUGUGUUUAUAUGUCACUGUGUUGCCUUUAUUUAUUUUCUCUUUAUAUGGGUUUUACAAUAUGUAAAUAAGAGUAUGCCUGUAAUACAGAAGUAUUUUUGUGGUCUUUAGCUCUGGAUUGUCGUGUCAGUAUACCCAAGUUGAUGAGAUUACACCGGUGCCUUUGAUAGACAAGCCAAUUAUCUUUAACUAUUUGAGCCCUGAUAAAUACUUUGGUAAUGUAAUCCAAAUUAGAGACUUAGAGCUCUGGUUAGCAAUCAUGUUUAAAGAGAAGCUACUUAAAGCUCUGUAUGCUGCAAUGCUGGGAGAUCAUGGUGAUUACCAACAUUUUGAUUUUAUGAAGGCGUUCUCAAAUCUAAAGCACAUUUUCAGUAAGGACAAACAUAUUUAAUGUUUUUACCUUAGACUUAACUUGAUACAUUUGUGUAUUACUAUGGAAGUUAUUCACCCUGUCUCUGUUUUUCUUUAAGAGCUUUUAAAAUCAAAGUUAUACUACACUCCAUUUUUAAAUGCAUCUUGAUACAUUUUAAUCUCAUUAUGGAAAAUAAUGUUGGAUAAGGAGAUAUUUUUCACUGUUAACUUUUAGCCCAUGCAUCUUCAUAAUUUGUUUCACUUGCUGCUUUAUAUGACAUAUGUGACAUUUGAUUAUUUAAUACUUGAUGUGAUUUGCCAAACCCAAGUUGCACAGUCCUCCUGCUGAAGAUAAAAUUGAGGUUAAAGAUAAAGAUUUAUUUUCAUAUUUGUACAGCGAUCGGCUUCAGAGUGAUGGUUUUUGUGGGCUUUUAUUGUAUGUGUCUGUAAGAAAUUUCAUAUGUAUAUGUUAAGUAGGCCUCUGAGUAUUGAAUAAUUGUUUUAUGAUUUUGAUUUAUAUGGUUUACAUUUUCAUUGUAUGGGCCAUAUUUCAUUUAUACUGUUUAUUUCUCUUCAAACCAUUAAUAAUUAUACCAUAAAGUAUAAUUUUUAUCGCAAUGCAAAUGUCUAAGGACUACAAAUAUUUUCUGCAUUGUAAAUUCAAUAAAGCUUGCUUCCUUUGGCCUUU